Messenger RNA from Cucumis sativus (cucumber), 1624 nucleotides. RefSeq names its product cytochrome P450 81Q32. Bases 1 to 1551 code for a protein of 516 amino acids. The transcript has 2 exons. Gene Ontology annotation, molecular function: heme binding; oxidoreductase activity, acting on paired donors, with incorporation or reduction of molecular oxygen; monooxygenase activity. The record is from RefSeq and is a predicted model, not a curated record. Lineage: Eukaryota; Viridiplantae; Streptophyta; Magnoliopsida; Cucurbitales; Cucurbitaceae.
AUGGAACCUCACGCACUUACUUGUCUUUCUCUUUCUCUUCUCUUGAUCAGUACUCUCAUUCUUCUUUCCAAGCUCAGAAAACUGAGAAACCAAAGGAAACUCCCACCAACCCCACCUUCUCUUCCCAUAAUCGGUCACCUCCAUCUCCUCAAACAACCUUUCUACCGAGUACUACACGAUCUCUCCAACAAAUACGGUCCAAUUCUAUCCCUCACAAUCGGCUCCCGUCCCGUGGUAGUCGUCUCCUCCCCCACUGCCGUCCGUGAAUGCUUCACCAAAAACGACAUCGUAUUUGCCAACCGCCCUCGCUUACUCUCAGGAAAAUACAUCAAUUACAACUACACCGCCAUGGGAUUUGCACCGUACGGGCAGCACUGGCGCAACAUGCGCCGCAUCGCCACAACAGAGCUACUCUCCAAUCACCGGCUCAACACGUAUCUCAACAUUCGAGUGGAAGAACUGAAGUUAUGGGUAAAGAAUAGUUUGUACAAAUGGAGUAGUGGGCGGGGGGAUUUUGUUGUGGUGGAUAUGAAGUACAAAUUGAAGGAACUUUCAUUCAAUACGGUGAUGAGGAUGAUCAGUGGGAAAAGGUAUUACGGUGUGGAAGUGGAGGAUGUGGAAGAAGCAUUGGAAUUUAGAGAGAUAAUGAAAGAGCUACUUGAACUGAGUGGGGCUACUAAUGCGGCAGAUUUUUUUACAAUUUUGAGAGUGUUCGAUAUUGAAGGAGUUAAGAAGAAGAUGAUGAAAGCGAGUGGGAGAGCAGAUGUUUUUCUACAGAAACUUAUUGAUGAAGAGAGAGAAAAGGGAGUUUCACGUUGGCCGGAGGAAAAACAGAAAGAGGGGAAAACGUCUAUGAUUCGAACUUUGCUUUCCUUGCAGGAAUCUCAACCUCAGUAUUACUCCGAUGAUAUAAUCAAGGGUCAUGUUCUGACGAUGUUGGCUGCAGGUACAGAUACAACUUCAGGAACAAUAGAAUGGGCAAUGUCACUACUUUUGAAUCAUCCAAUGGUGAUGGAGAAAGCUUGGAUCGAGAUAAGAGACUGUAUCGGAGAAAAUCAAAUGGUGGAGGAAGGUGAUGUGAGUAAACUAAAAUAUUUAGAAGCUAUAAUAUACGAGACUCUUAGAAUGUUUCCAGCAGCUCCAUUGUUGGUUCCACACGAAUGCAGUGAGGAUUGUAGUAUUGAAGGAUUUGAGAUACCCAAAGGAACGAUGUUGAUGGUGAAUGCAUGGGCCAUUCAUAGGGAUCCGAAAGUGUGGGAGGAUCCCACCAGCUUUCGACCGGAAAGGUUUCUAAAUUGGGAAGGUGUCGAAUCGUACAAGUGGAUACCUUUUGGAAUGGGGAGGAGGGCUUGUCCAGGGUUUGCUCUGGCCCAACGAUCAAUGGGAUUGACAUUAGCAACUCUGAUUCAGUGCUUUGAGUGGGAGAAAGUUGAUGAAAAUGAACAAAUAGACUUGUCUGAAGGGAGUGGAAUCACUAUGCCAAAAGCGAAAGCUUUGGAGGCAAUGUGUAAACCUCGUAACUCAAUGCUUCACUUGCUUGCUCAGCUUUGAUUUGGUUACUUUUACUAAUGAACUAUAAUAUUAUAAAGGACCUUUCGAAAUCUAGAAGUAUACUAUAUAGGAA